This is a messenger RNA of Somion occarium, 6797 nucleotides long. The record is from the annotation of a GenBank genome assembly. Lineage: Eukaryota; Fungi; Basidiomycota; Agaricomycetes; Polyporales; Cerrenaceae.
ACCUCAUGUCGAGUUUGACAGCUUCCAACUUUUCAUUUCGAAUCUUUGGCGUUCAAAGUAAGUUUAGUGAUAUUAAACUCUAGGCCUGAGCUGUUGACAACGCUCCCAUCGUUCCCACUUACUACCAACAGGCCUUUCUCUUCAACCUAACGAAACUAUGGUUUUCAUCACCAAAGAUAUACAGGCUCGCCGUUCUGUAGACCUCAGUGUCUUCGACCCUAUGGUCCUUCGGGAUCAAAUGGCUGUCGAAUCUGUCUGGAGCAGUUUCGAACACAAGCUUUUUGAUCCCGGGGUCGAUAAGGAGCGAGUACUAAAUGAUAUCCUGGAGUAUCCCCGCUUGUUCGAGUUUAUUUUCUCCUCUAUUAGUUCCGCUUCUGCGGAGUACCUGCAGGCGUUCAUCGUUCAGAGCUUCCCCGCAUCUGCAUCGGGAUUCGUGGCCUCCAUCGCUGCGAGGCUCUUGUCUCAAAUAUCUCUUUUCAUGACGUCUUUGGAUCUUAUACCAGAUGCAGCCACCUCGUUCCGCACUGUGCAGCUUGCAGCUCCCGUGUUGAGCGUUAUCUCUGCUUCAUUUCCUGGAUGCGAUGAGUCGCCAAUUUCUCCGGUUUCACCUGUGAGCCCUGUUAGCCUAAGUAGGAAAGGAACUUCGCAGCGCGAAAAGAAGAAGGAGGCACGCGAGAAACGACGCAGUAUUGCUGAUAGCAAGCCAUUCAAGGACCUUGGUUUGGAUGUACCUGAAUCAAAGGAGGAAGCGGAGUCCCUCGUCAAUGAAAUAUUGCUAGGUCAAAGACGCAUUCUUGAACAUUAUCUUGAUGUCCUUCGAAGGCCAGCUUUGGCGGAGUCAAUCAGACUUGCAUAUAUUCCUACCAUUAUUUCUCAGCCAGAACCUACGAUCGCGUCAAAUGAUACUGUGGUACCUAACGCUACUGAAGAGUUGACAGCUGCAACAAUCGAGUCAACACCCUCGGUCUAUCCAAGGGUGCAACCGCUCAGAGCUGCGUUGCACUUCGAUACGCCGGAAGGUUUCGGCGACUGGCGAAUUCUUAUACCAUCCAAUGCGAACCGAGAUUUACGUGAUGCGAGAAAGAAGAAUGCAGUGUUGUUCGAAAUCAUCGUGAAGAAGAUAAAGGAGCUUUCCAACGGUCAGUUUUCUCCUGACAACCACAAGAGGUUGAACAGAGGAACGACAAACAUUCCGGUAUAUGAGGCAAAGAUGACCAGAGAUUCCCGGCUUGUAUAUCAAAUUGAUUGCGAACGUGAUUUCGAGACCGGUGUUGACCGUCAAGUCAUUCGGAUCUUCGGCAUCUAUACGCACACCCAACUGGAUAGGUUCGACUGGGAGGUCUUGGGCGCACGACUUGCAAAGAGAGGAAAUGAAUAUCGUGAACGUUGCAAAGUCCGUGAUCAACCCAAUCAGCCCAGGAAUCAUGUCAUAUCUCCUGCGUCUUUCCCACCUCAAGCCGAAGGCGCACAGCAAGAGCUAAGGCUUCAAAUCCCGGGUUGUCGCAGCGAUGAUAAAGAGGAGAUUUCAGUUAUGUUGGAGAAAUUUGUAGCAUUCUCUCAGGCAUUUUUGAAUGGCGUUCUAGCGGGUGAAGAAGGAGCACACGUGUUCCAAAUGUCAGCGACGGAGCAAGAGAUCGUCAAACAUAUCGGGUCUUCGUAUGUCUUGGGCCGUAGCGGCACUGGCAAAACUACGACAAUGAUCUUCAAAAUCCUUGGUAUCGAGAGGGCGUGGCAAGACACAAGGGACGCCCUGGCUGGAAGUGUCCCGAAGCCUCGUCAGAUCUUCGUCACACAGUCGAGGAUGCUGGCAGAGAAAGUCGAAGAAUACUACGAGAAGGUCUCUAUGUCGCAAGGAGUCGGACGUGCUGUUGGACGACGAACACGUAUUCACGUCAACGUUGAUGAAGAACGUGAUUGGGGACAGGACCUUCCAAGCAGAUUUAGUGAACUUCAGGACGAGCAUUUCCCGCUGUUCCUCACCUUUGAUCAUCUCUGCAAGAUGCUCGAGAAUGACUUCGAUUUGAGACAGUGUUACUCCGGAGAAGGCCCUCUAAUCAAUCACUUGUCGGAACGCCAGGCGUCAUGUGUAUCGUACCGGAAAUUCAAAAGCUCGUACUGGCCCCAUUUCCCGCAGACCUUAACGAAGGUAUUAGAACCAUCACUGGUGUUUGCAGAGUUCAUGGGUAUCAUCAAGGGCUCUGAAAAGUCCCUACUAUCCCCCACUGGAUAUCUCUGUCGAGAAGAUUAUCUGGCCCUCAGUCGUCGCACUGCUGGCAUGUUUGCUACACAGCGAGAGCAACUGUAUGAUCUCUUUGAGGGUUUUCUUCGCCUGAAACGAAAACGUGAAGAGUAUGAUGCUGCUGACCGCACCAGGGCUCUUCUACAAGCACUCAAUGAGCAUGGCAUCCCCGGCAAGAAAGUGGACUUCUUAUACGUUGACGAGGCCCAGGACAACUUGCUCAUUGAUGCGUUAGUCGCUCGUAGCAUAUGCGGAAAUGCAGAUGGGUUGUUCUGGGCAGGAGACACAGCUCAGACGAUAUCUGCAGGAAGUGCUUUCAGAUUCAAAGAUCUGAAGGCCUUUCUUUACCGCAUAGAGAAAGCAUGUCGCGCAGAUUCACCCAAGAACUUCAGGAAAGCCGUUCAGCCCAAAGCAUUCCAGUUGGCGAUCAACUAUCGCUCUCAUGGCGGUAUCGUCAGUUUUGCUCAGACUGUCAUACACAUCAUCACACAGUUCUGGCCACAUUCGAUUGACAUCCUUGCGGAAGAAAGAGGAGUUGGCGACGGUGUUAAGCCAAUCAUGUUCAGUGGAUGGGACGAACAUUCAAUACGAUUUGAACAAUUCUUGUUUGGCACUUCCGACAACAUUGUAGAGUUCGGAGCUACUCAAUGUAUUUUGGUCAGAGACGAAGCAGCGCGAGAUGAACUGCGUUCGCGAGUAGGAAACAUAGGGAUGAUCAUGACACUCCCCGAAAGCAAAGGUCUUGAAUUCAAUGACGUUCUUCUUUAUAACUUCUUUCAAGACUCGGAUCUCGCGCUUUCACAAUGGCGCAUCGUCCUGAACAUCCUUCAACAAGAUGAUUUUGGCCAGCCAUCUCAGUUAGUUGACACACGACACAAUGUAGUUUGCCGAGAGCUGAAAUUUCUCUAUGUCGCAAUUACGCGUGCACGACAUAAUGUGUGGAUAGCAGACUGCUCUGACAAGGGCAAUCCGAUGAGGGACGUCUGGCUUUCGCGUGAACAAGUACAAAUAUGCACGCCCGCUGAUGAAGUCCCCAAACUGGCAGUAUCCUCUGCACAAGAGGAAUGGGCGGAGGCUGGUCAUAUGCUAUUCAAGAAUGGAACAUACAGACAAGCUGUGCAUUGCUAUGAACGCGCAGGGUUGUAUAGAGAGAGAGACGUUGCCAUCGCCUACGAUCUCCGACAGUCGGCUUUAUCUCUACCAGUCACAUCUGACAGCCGGGAUGGGGCUCUUGUGGAAGCAGCUGAGGCUUUCGUCAGCUGCGCCGCAGCGUCUUCACAGCCGGAGGAGGUGAAGGAAUACUAUCGUCUUGCUGCGGGAUGCUUCGCAGAGGCAAAUGUUCACCAGCGAGCCGCUGAAGCAUAUCGCUCUGCAGAAGACUACACUGAAUCUGCCAAGGCUUACCGAAAAGCUGAAAUGUUUGAUGACGCUGUCCAAAUCGUUCAUGAGCACGAUGCGGAUGUUGAUCCCACAGCCGCCGAGUCCAUCAUAGCCGUUGCGAAACUUCACUACUUCAGGGAGCAUCAAGUACAACGAGCUGGCAGGCUAUUUGCAUGUCAAGAUGAAGCCAUAGAAUACACCGAAGAUUUCGGCUUCAAUAUGGCCAAAGUAGAACUUCUUGAAAAUAUGGGCCAAGUUUUGGAUGCCGCAGAGCUCCAUGCCGCCGAAGGUCGCUUUGUUCAGGCUAUUAACCUGAUGCUACGGAGACCUGAAGACCCGAUACAUGGGAAACAAGCGGUUCAAUACCUGCUUGCUGGACUUUGGCGCUUUUUCUCGUUUGCUACGACAUCUCAAUGCGAUACCACCGAAGAACAAGCUAGAUCGAUUCUCGAACUUGCUGAUCAAGUUCUACAAUCGUGUUCUCCGUCCGGGCAUGAACGCCUUCAGAUUGUCAUUUUCCAAGCUAUCGCACGUCGUGAUGUGGAUUCAUUGCGCCGUCUUGCCUUCCAAAUCCACCAGGAGUUUAACGACACGUUCACCACAUUACUUUGUCUCGAUCACGUCUUCAAUGAAUCACUAGCCAUCCCUCGCAGCGCAACCUGCCACGAGAUCUCGUCAGUGUUGGAAGCCUUUUUAGUAUAUGUCCGGCAGUUAGAGAAGGUGGCCUACUUAUCAGAUCCAUGCAACGUCAUUGGAAUGCAGCGAUUGUUUGCCUUUCAAAAGCCAGAUGAAGACUUGGUCGUCGUUGCUGCAGGAACCUUUUUACAUCCCAUCGCACGUCAAAAUGCUAUCUCUGUACUGGGGACAUCUGUCGGAGACGAUAUCACCAUGCGGGCAUGCGACUUUUCCGUCAUGCUUCAACAUACCAUACGGGAUCGUCUCAGGGAACGCGUUUAUCAUGAAAAUGGGCAGUGUCGUUCAAGUGCAAACUUGUUCCCUUGCUCACUGUUUGCCCUCUUCGGAGAGUGUAAACUCCUUAGUUGCCAGAAAAGUCACAUAGCAUCUGUUAUGGCCAAUCAAUCAUUCAAUAUCCGGGUACGCAUAUGUUGUCAGCAAAUUCUCAUCUAUCAAACGUUGCACUCUCUAGAAGGACGUAGUAGGCAACUUGCAGCACGAAGGUUCUGGCUGGAUGCAUUGUAUGGAAACCUUUAUCCUAUCCAUCCUAUGUUAGGGUCCAUUUCAAUCGUGGACUGGACCACAAUACCCGAGGCUCCAAGAGCCAUUCAGGUCGCAAAUGACUGGGUGCAGGAUCGACUGUAUUCGUUGAGGCCUGAUAUUCAAUAUACUGCACAAUAUUUCCUGACUACCUUCCUGGAAACAUCUACCCUUGCAUUCUCCCUAAAUCAUGUCAAUGCUCAGAGGUACUUGGGCCGCAUACCCUGUGUUCGAACUCGGAUGCCCCGGUCGGAACUUCUUCGUGACGGGCAACGCUACAUCGUACAUGAUCUUCUGCAGGCGCUUGAUGGGUCUGGCAGGUUGCCGAUUUCUGCGGGAAUUCUCUUCAUACAGCAGAUUUGUGCAUCAAGGCACCAUCUUGACCUUAGUGCUUUGUGUACCUUCAUUGAAUUUAUUUUCGGCUCUUUCGUGAUCGCGCAUAGGAUCCGAAUGAAUGCAACGCUACACAACACCAUUCUACCUCGGGCUUGGCUUAUAACAUUACCCACUGACCCAUCUGUCGCUUCGCGAGACACUUCUCGUCAUUGGGCCUUAGCUCUCUUGCGAUCGGUACAGGACCUCUUGGGUGAUAUUUAUUCUGAAGGAAACUUUGAGCAUCUUAUGUCCAAUAAGCACGCGUGGUACAUGAAAAGUUCGUGGCAAGCUAUCAAUGUCAUGGUCUUGCGUAUAUUCAGAGCGCUGUGUUUAUUUGGAUGCAACAUUCCGUUCUUCCGCUCGCAUGUUCUACAGAUGAUUUGCAGCGUAUAUAAUCCUGAUCGCUUUAUUCCGCUGUUGCACAUACGAUAUGUCACUGCGAAAGGUUGGGACGACCUUUGGUCUGCGUUACGCAAGACGAAUACUCAAUUCUCUUCUCCUUUCGAUGAGUUGAUCCUGCUGAAGGAUAUCACAAAAGGACCCGCUCACUCGCUCUCUGGUAUUCGCACCAUUGCGUACACAAGCUUACACGAUGCUCUCAUGAAUCUCCGAGGCGGUUCUCACGGUCCCUUCCAUUUACCCGGAAAUGUAUCCGCUCCCCCAGUCGCGAACGAACAGGAGAAUGUUUUGACGAGCGACUCUCAAGGCAGGAACAUAUCUGUAGACACUAUAGCCAUGACUGAGCUCCUUGACCGAGAUGAACCCCAAGAUGAUCCUAAGCCGAGUGUCCAUUUCCUUCCAAGGAAGGAGAAUAUCGACGCAGCCAAGAUCAUUCAGAGAGCAGUCCGGCGUUUCCUACGCCGUCGUUUGGAUGAGGAAAUUCGGGCUGCUUGUCUCAUCCAGUACACAUAUCGUCGAUAUCGGGCCAGUCGCCAGACACGGCUGAGCGGCAUUGCCGAAGCAAGAAAGCGUUGGUUCGAGAGUUGUCUAAUGACAUGCGGGGAUCUUCGCAAACCAUACAGGUACUACGUCCUUGGACCUCUACCUCACGCUUUGGUAUGCCUGGAGAAGGUCAAUGGAUAUGCAUCGGACGAGAAAGCCAAAGCCAAACGACGGCUCACUGACAGAUAUUCACAACUCGAGAAAGUGAACGAGGAAUUAGAUAGGAGCAGUCGUAUGUACAAACAAGUCACACAGUUGCAGCAGCUCCUGGCACCUGCGUCGGACUUUCAUCGCGCUCAGGACAUAGGGAAACUGAGGGAGCAAGUGCAGCGGAUAGAAGUUUUAGUGAAAAGCUUGCCCAAAGAUGCCGUGAAGGAGUGGAAGUUGGACUUCAGGUUGGCUAUAAGAGGUAUCGUACAGAAAGCAGCUCCCUCCAAGCAGAAGAACGUGAAGAAGGCUAAACCCGUAUUGAAUACGGAGGAUCUUGACGAACUGUAUUUCUAGUCAGCUGUCGCAAGACAUGAAUUAUGCACACUUUUUUCUUGGUAAGACUGGAAUGUGAUUGGUUCAGAACGUACUGCUACACUAAAAGUACAGUGUCUAACGUCGGAAAAUUAAGGUAUACGAAUAGACUCAGCAAUGACAC